Molecule: messenger RNA, 537 nt
Organism: Tetrahymena thermophila SB210
Lineage: Eukaryota; Ciliophora; Oligohymenophorea; Hymenostomatida; Tetrahymenidae
Product: ankyrin domain protein
Exons: 5
Cellular component (GO): nucleus; cytoplasm
Molecular function (GO): protein binding
Source: RefSeq, a predicted model, not a curated record
AUGGAUCCUUAGCAAUUAAAGAACGUUAAUAAAACCAUCUGGGAACAUUUAAGCAAAGCUGAAACCACAGAGCAGAAUGUGGCUAAAUUGAUCAACUAACUUUAUUAAAACUUUCCUAAUUAUGACAUAAACAAUUACGUAAAUCCCUACUUGAAGUUGUCCCUAUUGCACAUCAACUCACAAUUUGGUAGAUCAAAUAUUGUUUAGGGUCUUUUCCAAUAAAAGCCAUAAGUAGAUAUCAAAGACAUUAACGAUAGAACUCCUUUGCAUUAUGCAGCUAUGAGUGGUAAUGUAGAUACAAUAAAGGUUCUUAUUCAAAAUGGUGCAAAUAUAAAUGCUGUUACUUUGGGUAAUGAAACUCCUUUGAUGAAAGCAGCUCAAUUUAAUUAGCAAAAAGCAGUAUCUUUCCUUCUUUAACAUAAUGCCAACACCAACAUCAAAAAUUCACUUAACCAAACAGUAUCUGAUAUUUUGAGAAUAUCACAUCCUAACUUAUAUCAAAAAAUGAAAUAAGAAUUCCCUAACUUAAUUCACUGA